This is a messenger RNA of Macaca mulatta (Rhesus monkey), 1744 nucleotides long. Lineage: Eukaryota; Metazoa; Chordata; Mammalia; Primates; Cercopithecidae. The record is from RefSeq and is a predicted model, not a curated record.
CGACCGACACUCAAAUCAUUAAAAAAAAUUUUUUGUAGAGACGAGGUGUGGCUAUGUUGCUUAGGAUGGUCUUGAACUUCUGCUCAAGAGAUCCUCUGGCCUUGGCCUCCCAAAGUGUUGGUGAGCCACCUGUCUGGCCGACUGAAGGCAAUCCACCACAUGUGAUAAUCUCUGGAGGUGACUUAUGCUCUCCUUCCACUGUGGGGCUGGAGCAGAGAGAAGGAUGGUCGUCACCCCCGCAGAAGGCAAGAGACUACCCUUAGCGUUGAUAACAACCAUACCUCACACUCACAGGCUCCUUUGCGGUUACAAAGUGUCCUUCUUCACUGCUGAGCGUUUGCUCCUCACCACAGCCAUUUCACAGGAAAGGAAGCCAAGCCUCAGAGAGGCUGCGACUCUCUCUCAGACAGCCCGUGGCAUGGCUGGGGCCAGGACGGACCUCUGCACGUUCCGAGUCCUGCAGGCGCACGUCCUGGAGAGAGGGGAGCUGGCAGAGAGGUCCAGGCGGGUCUGGGAGCAGGGCCGGGGGCGGGGUGACGAGUGUGGCAGUUCCCGAGUCUGCCGACAGAGGGCGCCGCCGCCCCGCAAGUCGGCCGGGCCACGCCCCCUACCGGGACCCGCCCCUUUGCAGCGGGGAACCACAGCACCCAGUGAGGAGCGGCUCGGCGGGCUGGGGUUCGAGGCCUUGGGGAUGGGAGGGCGGUGGACUGGCUGGGCCGGGGCAGGAGGAGCAGCAGCAGGGGAUGGGCUGGGCCAGAGCAGAAGGAGGAGCCUCAAGGGAGGUCACCGGCGGGCCGGGGUUUGCGUGGAUCCCAGCAAAGCACAACCCCGAGGCCCCCUCUGCGCUCCCACCCGAAUCGCGGCGGCGGCACGCCCAGGAGGGAGCUGGCCUCUGCAGCUCAACCCACAGCCUCCCGGCCCCGGGGCGGGAGAGGGUGGAGAGGGAGGGCGGCGCCCGGCGGACUCCACCCGAGCAACACCGCCAGCCCCCAACCGCUGCAGUCUAGCCCAGGCCUUGAAGGUCAGCCUGCAGCCUCUUGAGCAGCGCGUGGGGCUCCAACCCCCAGCACCUCCACCUGUCCCAUGUCUCCGAGCUGAGCCCCAACUCUGGUAUAGACGGGAACCCGUAAAGAGCAGCCUCCGGCAGGGAUCCCCCUCCGGCUGUGCGCCCCAGCCCCGCCUCCUCUCCCCCCACCUCGCCCCUGAGUACUGGCGACACCCAGCCAGCCGGCAGGGGCUGGACACUGUGAUGAGCCCCGCCCCCAUCUCCUCCCUCGCCCCCACCCAUACCCCCUCCAACCAAGGCGAGGACGCAGAUGUGUCAGCUAGGAUCCCUGCCCUCUAACAGCUCCCAGUCUCUAGGGAUACGGCCACCAUCCAUACCAAAGCUUACACCAGGAAGCAGAAAGUGGUUCCGGGCCAGUGGGAGGCACAGGUCCUUAACUCCCCAAGAAGACACAGCCUCAGGGGGCCGAGUUCGGCCAGUAUUUAGAGCCCUAAGGAUCUGUGUGGGAGGAAGCUCAGAGGUCUCCAGAAUCAUCUUGAGUCAGCAUCCUUUCAAUAAAGACUCACUGAGCACCUAGGGUGCUUUAAAAAUACCAAUGCCCCAGCCCACCCUAGAACUCCUGGAUCAGAAUCUCAAGGGAACCAGGAGCAGUGCCUCACACCUGUAAUCCCAGCACUUUGGGAGGUCGAGUUAGGAGAAUUGCUUGAGCCCAGGAGUUUGAGACCAGCCUGGACAACA